Molecule: messenger RNA, 3430 nt
Organism: Acipenser ruthenus (sterlet)
Lineage: Eukaryota; Metazoa; Chordata; Actinopteri; Acipenseriformes; Acipenseridae
Exons: 18
Coding region: 16-3273 (1085 amino acids)
Biological process (GO): xenobiotic metabolic process
Cellular component (GO): cytoplasm; intracellular membrane-bounded organelle
Molecular function (GO): iron ion binding; heme binding; oxidoreductase activity, acting on paired donors, with incorporation or reduction of molecular oxygen, reduced flavin or flavoprotein as one donor, and incorporation of one atom of oxygen
Source: RefSeq, a predicted model, not a curated record
UCUCUGUGCUUUACAAUGCUUCCCUAUGCUUUACCAGACCUCUCUGUGCUUUACAAUGCUUCCCUAAGCUUUACCAGACCUCUCUGUGCUUUACAAUGCUUCCCUGUGCUUUACCAGACCUCUUUGUGCUUUACAAUCCUUCCCUAUGCUUUACCAUGCAUUCACUGUGCAUUACUACACUUUGCUCUGCAUUUACUACAGUACACUUUCAUAAGGGUAGCGAAUGGACAGCUGGUAAGAUUUAAGGAGCUGUUUUUGCAAGCUAGGACCGCUUUGCAAAGGACGGUGGACGUACAGCCCCCUAACAUGCAGCCGUUUCCUCCCCAGCUCAGUCAGAAAUAUGGUUCGGUGUUCACAGUGUGGUUGGGUCCGAAGCCGGUGGUGAUUCUCAGCGGUUACGAGACGAUAAGGGACGCUCUGGUGAACCAAGCAGAGGAGUUCAGUGGGAGAGCCAGCUACCCCAUGUUAUUGAGAGUGACCGGCGGGUACGGGGUGCUGGUCAGCAGCGGGGAGAGGUGGAAACAGCUCCGCAGGUUUUCCAUCACCACGCUGAAGAAUUUCGGGAUGGGACGGAGGAGCACUGAGGAGAGAAUCCAAGAGGAAGCAAAGUCUGUGGUUGAGGCCUUUGCAGAAAAAGGAGGAGCUCUUUUUAACCCCAAAUUCAUCCUCUGCAACGCGGUCUCCAAUGUCAUCUGCUCCAUUGUCUUUGGAAAGAGGUUUCAAUACAACGACGAACAGUUCCAGCAUCUUCUGCUAGCAGUAGAAAGCUAUUUCAUUGUUAUCAACAGCACCACUGGAAUGCUCUACAACAUGUUCCCCAAUGUUGUCAAACACCUUCCUGGAACUCAUAACAAGAUGUUCGAAGAGAUAGAAAAUCUCAAGGACUUUGUGAAGGAACAAGCUCAAAGCCGGGAGAAAGACCUGGACCCUGACUGCCCUGGUGACUUCAUAGAGGCCUUCAUGAUCAAAAUGCAACAGGAGAAAGACAACCCCGAGACUGAAUUCCACUAUGAAAACCUGGUGGCGACGGUGUUCAAUCUGUUCUCUGCUGGGACAGAAACCACUGCCUCCACAUUGAGACAGGCUCUGCUGAUCAUGAUCAAGUACCCCCACAUUCAAGAGAAGAUUCAUCGCGAGAUCGACGCAGUGAUUGGCUCGGAGCGAAGCCCCUCUGCCCAGGACAGGCAGCACAUGCCCUACACAGACGCUGUGAUUCAUGAAGUCCAGAGAUUAAUGGAUCUUGCACCGACUGCAGUCCCUCACAAAGUGAUUAAAGACACUGAAUUCAAAGGAUACUCCAUUCCAGAGGGGACCAUGGUGCUGCCCCUGCUGUCCUCAGUGCUGUCUGACCCCAGGCUGUGGAAAACCCCUGACAAAUUCAACCCCGAGCACUUUCUGGAUGAAGACGGAGGCUUCAAGAAGAACGACGCCUUCCUGGUCUUUUCUCUAGGGAAGCGGGUUUGCCUGGGAGAGGGGCUGGCUAGGAUGGAGCUUUUCCUUUUCUUCACCUCUCUCCUGCAGAAGUUCCGCUUCACCGGGACUCAGCCCCCGGAAGAGAUAGACGUCAGCCCUGCUCUGAGCAGCUUCGGGAAACUGCCCAAAGCUUACGAGUUCUACGCCCACCGCAGGUUGAGUAGUCCUGUGGAGGAAAGUAACCUGAAACUCUUAUCUAAUAAUAUAAGAGGCACAACUCUGUUGCAUCUGCUUAUCUGCGUCACACUCUCUCCGAAAGCUACCUUCGUGCAACAGGUUCUCGCUGACCUUGGCUUCAUGGAUCUUGUGUUUCUGCUCGAGUCCAACGCCCUUUCGGUUCUCCUGGGGUUGGUUGUGUUGCUGGUCCUGGUUUUAAUGAGCCGCGGGUCUAGCGGUAAGACCAGUAGGCUGCCCCCCGGACCCUCUCCCUGGCCUGUACUCGGGAACUUGCUGCAGGUGGAUUUGAAGAAGCCGUACAAAUCUUACCUAGAGCUCAGUCAGAAAUAUGGUUCGGUGUUCACAGUGUGGUUGGGUCCGAAGCCGGUGGUGAUUCUCAGCGGUUACGAGACGAUAAGGGACGCUCUGGUGAACCAAGCAGAGGAGUUCAGUGGGAGAGCCAGCUACCCCAUGUUAUUGAGAGUGACCGGCGGGUACGGGGUGCUGGUCAGCAGCGGGGAGAGGUGGAAACAGCUCCGCAGGUUUUCCAUCACCACGCUGAAGAAUUUCGGGAUGGGACGGAGGAGCACUGAGGAGAGAAUCCAAGAGGAAGCAAAGUCUGUAGUUGAGGCCUUUGCGGAAAAAGGAGGAGCUCUUUUUAACCCCAAAUUCAUCCUCUACAACGCUGUGUCCAAUGUCAUCUGCUCCAUUGUCUUUGGAAAGAGGUUUCAAUACAACGACGAACAGUUCCAGCAUCUUCUGCUGACAAUAGACAGCUAUUUCAAGGUUCUCAGCAGCUCCACUGGAAUGCUCUACAACAUGUUCCCCAAUGUUGUCAAACACCUUCCUGGAACUCAUAACAAGAUGUUCGAAGAGAUAGAAAAUCUCAAGGCCUUUGUGAAGGAACAAGCUCAAAGCCGGGAGAAAGACCUGGACCCUGACUGCCCUGGUGACUUCAUAGAGGCCUUCAUGAUCAAAAUGCAACAGGAGAAAGACAACCCCGAGACUGAAUUCCACUAUGAAAACCUGGUGGCGACGGUGUUCAAUCUGUUCUCUGCUGGGACAGAAACCACUGCCUCCACAUUGAGACAGGCUCUGCUGAUCAUGAUCAAGUACCCCCACAUUCAAGAGAAGAUUCAUCGCGAGAUCGACGCAGUGAUUGGCUCGGAGCGAAGCCCCUCUGCCCAGGACAGGCAGCACAUGCCCUACACAGAUGCUGUGAUUCAUGAAAUCCAGAGGUCAAUGGACCUGACACCCACUGCAGUCCCUCACAAAGUGAUUAAAGACACUGAAUUCAAAGGAUACUCCAUUCCAGAGGGGACCAUGGUGCUGCCCCUGCUGUCCUCAGUGCUGUCUGACCCCAGGCUGUGGAAAACCCCUGACAAAUUCAACCCCGAGCACUUUCUGGAUGAAGACGGAGGCUUCAAGAAGAACGACGCCUUCCUGGUCUUUUCUCUAGGGAAGCGGGUUUGCCUGGGAGAGGGGCUGGCUAGGAUGGAGAUCUUCCUUUUCUUCACAUCUCUCCUGCAGAAGUUCCGCUUCACCGGGACUCAGCCCCCGGAAGAGAUAGACGUCAGCCCUGCUCUGAGCAGCUUCGGGAAACUGCCCAAAGCUUACAAGUUCUAUGCCCACCGCAGGUGCUGAAGAUGGGGCUGAGCAGAGAUCAGAUGCAACAGUAUCCCCUUCACCCCCAUCCCUGGUCUGUUCCCUGUAGUACUCUGCUUCUGCCACAAGAGGGAGGCAGCACACAUUAUGCCAGGGCUGUCCAACACUUAAAUCAUUAAAUGAUAUGGCUCUUGUA